This is a messenger RNA of Sphaeramia orbicularis (orbiculate cardinalfish), 2517 nucleotides long. It is a transcript of the gene agfg1b, whose product is annotated as ArfGAP with FG repeats 1b. Gene Ontology annotation, molecular function: GTPase activator activity. The transcript is spliced from 12 exons. The coding region runs from base 1 to 1410 and encodes 469 amino acids. Gene Ontology annotation, cellular component: cytoplasmic vesicle; membrane; cytoplasm. The record is from RefSeq and is a predicted model, not a curated record. NCBI's taxonomy places the organism in Eukaryota, Metazoa, Chordata, Actinopteri, Kurtiformes, Apogonidae. Gene Ontology annotation, biological process: intermediate filament organization; spermatid nucleus differentiation; acrosome assembly.
AUGGCGACGAGUGCGAAGCGAAAGCAAGAGGAGACCCAUCUGAAGAUGCUCCGGGAAAUGACUAGCCUGCCCGCGAAUAGGAAAUGCUUCGACUGCGACCAGCGCGGCCCGACCUAUGUCAACAUGACAGUGGGCUCCUUCGUCUGUACCACCUGCUCCGGAAUAUUGCGAGGAUUGAAUCCCCCACACAGAGUGAAGUCCAUCUCUAUGACCACAUUCACACAGCAGGAAAUUGAGUUCCUACAGAAACACAGCAACGAGGUCUGUAAACACAUCUGGUUGGGCCUCUAUGACGACAGGACAUCAGUUGUUCCAGAUUUCCGAGAACCUCAGAAAGUAAAAGAGUUCCUACAGGAAAAAUAUGAAAAGAAACGAUGGUAUGUUCCUCCAGACCAGGCGAGGGCAGUAGCGAGUGUUCAGGCCUCUGUGUCCGGCUCCUCAGCUAGCAGCACUGGCAGUACCCCAGAAGUCCAACCCCUCAAGACCCUGCAGCUCAACAAGACCCCCCUACGCCAGUCUCCAGGGCUCGGUCGUUCUCAGGCUCACACUGCUGCUCAGGAGAAGAAAUUUGACUUACUUUCAGACCUUGGAGGAGACAUUUUCGCUGCACCACCUUCUCAGACUGCCAGCUCUACUAACUUUGCCAACUUUGCACAUUUUCAAAGCCAGUCAGCACCUCAGGGUCAUUCAAAUACCAACUUUGCCAACUUUGAGGCAUUUGGAAACACUGCAAUUCCAUCUCAUCUGAGCACGUCACCCCCCUCAAAGUCCUUUCCAUCAGGGGGAAGUGUGCCAAUUCCUUCAAUGUCUAGUGCCGUUCCCUCCCAGUCCCAGACAGGGAGCUGCACAGAGGACCGCUAUGCUGCUUUGGCGGAGUUGGACAACGAGCUCAGCUCCUCUGUCUCCUCAGGCAGCAACGUGCCAGGGAACAUAUUUGGACCGGUGCUUGGUUCAUCACCAGCCCAGAAUCCACCUGUGUUACCCAGCAUGCAGCCAGGCUUUGGAGCCGUCCCGUCCACAAACCCCUUUGUUGCUGCAGCUGUUGCUCCAGAGAUGGCAACCAACCCUUUCCAGACCAAUGGUAGAGCUCCAUCUGCAGCCUCGUUUGGUACUGGCUCUAUGAGCAUGCCUGCCGGCUUUGGGAAUGCGUCUUCCUACUGCCUCCCGACCAGUUUCAGCGGAAACUUCCAGCAGCAAUUCCCUGGCCAGGCCCCCAUCCCUUAUUCUCAACCUGGGGGUUACCACCCUCAGUCUAAUGGCCCUGCAUUCCCUGUCUACGGUCAGAACAAGCCCUCCAUGACGCCCUUUGGGCAGCCUAUGGCUGGCCCUGGCAUGUCCAAUAACCCAUUUAUGGCUGGAGCGCCGGCUGGGCCCUUCCCUUCAGGGGGAUCGACCAACCCCUUCCUGUAGCACAGCUCCCAGACCUCGCCAGCAGAGGGCAGCAUGCAGCACAUAUUCAACGCACUCGUUCCGUCACGCAAUUAGUGGCAGUACAUUUCUUAUAUAAAAAAAAAAGACUUCUUUUUUUUCCAUAAAAGAAGUUUACAACACUAUGAAGGAGUACAAAGGACUAUUAAAGACUAAGGGACUGUUAUGGGGGGUGUACUGUUUGGACUAUAUACAAUGCAUUAUAUGCUUUUUAUUUUUUGUUUAUUACUGUAAGCUCUGUGCAUAUCAUCAUUUGUAAUCACAAUUAAGUACAUGUUAUGUAUAACAAGGACUGAGUUAACAAUGGUGAGUAUACACACCUUGUGGAUAAAAACCACUACAAACUAUCUAUGUAAGUAAGGGUAUACCAUUUAGGAAUAUUAACAGGGUUCCAUCCAAAUCCAUAAUCUGUGGUUUGAAGUAACCAUGAUGGUGCAGGUUUUUCAUUUUCAAAAAGGGACUUUGCUUUGUUCUUUUAGCAUAACUGCUACUAUAGUGGCACUAAGGUGCCAAAUGUUUUUGAAGAUCCAGAGUGCUAUUUUAAGGAGUCAACAGAUGCCCUUUAUUCUAAACAACCAAACCCAGGUCUUUAAAAGGCAGCGUAACAUCCUCCUGUAACAUACUUAGCUUGAACAGUUGCAUAUUGCCACUUUCUGUGCAACUGUGGAAAAAAGGGUUGAAUCUAAAUCUUGGUUUGAAACCAAGGCUAGCUCCUAGAUGAAGGCCAGCACGUAAAGGACAUAAAAGACAUGUCUGCCAGAGCACAAAAGGAGAAAUGAGACAAACAGCGCUGAUAUUAAGAGGUUUCUUUGUCCUGACCAAGUACAUAAAAACACUGAUGUUACUCACUGUCCUGUCAGUAACCUUGUUCUACGGGGCUGAAAAUGUCAGAGGAGCAAGUUAUGGAUAUUUGUGGUAAAAACUAAGGAAAUACUGUUAGGAAAGCAUAAGGUCGUUUGUUUUUACCCAAAUUGGGUUGCCUAAAACAAAGUGUUUUAUAAUGUCGUCAGGAGCCAGGGAAUGACAGGUUUACUAGACCCUGCCUAGAGUUAAAGGUGGAAGCCUUUUGGAAAAAAAAAAAUGCAAAAC